CAUGUUUUCUCUCUGGCAGCUAGGGAUGCAGUAGAAAUGCCAGCUAGUGAUAAGAUUAAGCAUAACUGAGAGCAAAGAUAGCUGCAUUUUGUAUUUAGUUUUCUUAACGGUGGAUUAUAAAUAAAGCCUUGGUGCAGCAAUGCUUGUUCUUGUCAGCAUGAGCAAGAUCCUCAGCUGGGAGCUCUAAAAAGGGGGGUCUGCUUUUGUAAACACACCCACCCCCCGCCUCCCGCCCGUCUUGCACCGACUGUGCACACAGGAAGGGUGUAGCUGGUGAUUGUUCCUGAGAAGAGAGAAGAUGAUGAGUGAUGCAAGCGACAUGCUCGCUGCGGCUCUGGAGCAGAUGGAUGGCAUUAUUGCAGGUUCAAAGGCACUGGAGUACUCCAAUGGCAUCUUUGACUGCCAGUCCCCCACCUCCCCCUUCAUGGGAGGCCUGCGUGCUCUGCACCUGGUGGAGGAUUUGCGGGGCUUGCUGGAGAUGAUGGACGCAGACGAGAGAGAAGGACUGCGCUGCCAAAUCCCCGACUCCACAGCAGAGGCUCUGAUCAUAUGGCUCCAAAGUCAAAUGACUAAUGGGCACAUAUCUGGGAAUGGAGAUGUGUAUCAAGAAAGGCUGGCUCGUCUGGAGAAUGAUAAGGAAUCUCUUGUUCUGCAAGUAAGUGUGCUUACAGACCAGGUGGAGGCCCAAGGAGAAAAAAUUCGGGAUCUGGAGUUCUGUCUAGAGGAGCACAGAGAGAAACUGAAUGCCACGGAAGAGAUGCUGCAGCAGGAGCUUUUAAGCAGAACAACCCUUGAAACUCAGAAACUGGAUCUUAUGACAGAGAUUUCCACUCUGAAGUUAAAGCUUACAUCUGUAGAGAAGGAUAGACUGGACUAUGAGGACAGGUUCAGAGACACCGAGGAUUUGGUCCAGGAAAUAAAUGAACUGCGGUUGAGAGUUGGAGAAAUGGACAAUGAGAGACUCCUAUAUGAAAAAAAACUGAAAACUACCAAAUCUUUAAUGGCCAAACUUUCUAGUAUGAAAAUCAAAGUGGGUCAGAUGCAGUAUGAAAAGCAGCGGAUGGAGCAGAAAAGCCAAAUGUUAAAGGAUGAGCUAACAGCAUUGAAAGAGAAGCUAGAGCAGAAGGAAGCUGAGGUUAAAAGGUUGCAAGAAAAAUUGGUUUGCAAGCUGAAAGGAGAAGGGGUUGAAAUACUUGACAAAGAUGAAAAUUGUAAAAAGAAGCUGAAAGAUAAAAAUCUAGAGAUACAGAAAAUGAAGAAGGCAGUAGAAUCUCUAAUGGCAGCAAAUGAAGAAAAGGAUCAGAAGAUAGAAGAGCUGCGGCAAUCUCUGAAUAGGUACAAGAAAGUGCAAGACAUGGUGAUAUCGGCUCAAGGUAAAAAAGGCAAGGAAAGUGACGGUGAAGAGUACUUGAAUUCAGGGUCUGUUUCCACAGUUUUAUUGGACACACCAAGUUUGACUGACCCAGAGAAAAGCCAAUCCCCAGCCCCAGUAACAUCAUCUCCACUCCAUGAUGAGUUUAACACAAAUGUUCAUGAAGAGAAUUCCCUACAGAUCCACACCAGUAUUUUACAGAUUUCAAUCCCUUCUUUUUCAUCAACAUCCAAGAGCUCAGAAACUGCUGCUGAGAAAAUGAGAACACAACCGAGGCCAGAUCCUGCAAGUGAAAUGAGUGAAGGAAGAUCAACAGGUUCCUCUCCAGAAAGUCACCUGCCUGACAGUCCAGUAACUUCUUCACUGCAGAAAUCCAGCAGUCUGAGCAGCUUGAGAAAAGAGACAUCUGAAGCGGACAGAGACUCUGCACAGAAGACAACAGAGGUUAAACCUCCUGUGGAAGGUAAUUUUGCAACUCUCCCUCCGAAGUCUCCUUCUCAUGGUGGCGCAGGCGAUGAGGACAGUUUUGGUACCCGUAAAGCCAGAUCUUCGUUUGGAAGAGGCUUCUUUAAGAUCAAAAAUAACAAGAGGACUGCAAGUGCCCCAAAUCUGGAUCGCAGUCGAAGUGCAAGUGCACCUACCUUAGCUGAAACAGAGAAGGGAUCUGCAGACCACUUGGAUCUGGCAGGCUUGCCCCCUCGCCCAAAAGAAAUGGAUGGUCUACAGAUGAUGCCACCUUCUCUGGAUUCAAAGAAAAAGGCCAGAGGGAUCAAGAAGUUAUUUGGAAGGCUUAAAAGAAGUCAGUCUACCACCUUCAACCCUGAUGACUUGUCUGAGACAGAGUUCAAAAGAGGAGGGACAAGAGCAACUGCUGGGCCACGCCUGGGCUGGUCUCGAGAUCUGGGGCAGUCUCACAGUGAGCUGGACAUGCCCUUCGCAAAGUGGACGAAGGAGCAGGUUUGCAAUUGGCUCCAGGACCAAGGGCUAGGCUCUUACAUAAAUAAUGGCAAACACUGGAUACUGUCUGGACAAACACUUCUGCAGGCUUCGCAGCAGGAUCUGGAAAAGGAGCUUGGGAUAAAGCACCCGUUGCAUCGGAAGAAGCUUCAGCUUGCUUUGCAAGCACUUGGAUCUGAAGAGGAAAACAAUCAUGGAAAACUGGAUUACCACUGGGUUACCAGGUGGCUGGAUGACAUUGGCCUCCCCCAGUAUAAAACUCAGUUUGAUGAAGGAAAGGUGGAUGGCCGAAUGCUCCACUACAUGAGCAUGGAUGACUUGAUGUCCUUGAAAGUUGUCAGCGUCCUCCACCACCUUAGCAUCAAAAGAGCCAUCCAGAUUUUGAGAAUGAAUAACUUUGAACCCAACUGUCUGCGCAGAAGGCCAUCUGAUGAGAAUAACAUCACACCUUCUGAGGUGACCCAAUGGACCAAUCACCGUGUGAUGGAGUGGUUGCGCUCCGUUGAUCUGGCAGAGUAUGCACCUAACCUGCGAGGGAGCGGUGUGCAUGGGGGACUGAUGGUUUUGGAGCCUCGUUUCAAUGUCGAAACCAUGGCACAGUUGCUGAACAUCCCACCAAACAAGACGCUACUGAGGCGGCACUUAGCAACUCAUUUCAACCUCCUCAUUGGGCAGGAGGCCCAGCAGCAGAAACGGGAAGCCAUGGAGUCCUCAGACUAUGUUCUUUUAACAGCAACUGCCAAAGUCAAGCCAAAGAAGCUGACCUUCAGCAAUUUUGGGAGCCUGAGGAAGAAGAAGCAAGACGAUGUAGAAGAGUAUGUGUGUCCUAUGGAGCUGGGACGUGCACCUGGAAGUGGGUCAAAGAAGGGUUUUAAACCUGGCCUGGAUGUCAGAGUGUAUGAUGAUGAUGACUUGGACAGGCUGGAGCAGAUGGAAGAUUCAGAAGGGACUGUGAGGCAAAUAGGAGCAUUUUCUGAAGGCAUCAACAACUUAACACACAUGUUGAAAGAAGAUGACAUGUUUAAAGACUUUGCAACUCACUCUCCUAGCACCAGUGUAACAGAUGAGGACUCCAAUGUGUGACAUAAGCAGCAGAUGUUGGCCAAGGCUUGCUUUGCUACAUGCAGGAAAAGUCAUCGUUAUACAUGACAGGCAGCAGGUUAUGUACAUUACAUUGCUCUUGCUUCUGUUAGUUAGAAGUAAUACUGGGGGUUGGGGGUAAGAAUUUUAACAAAAAACAAACAAGGUGCCUACUCUAAAAUUGCCAUAAGAAACACCUAGACACUGGUGAAUGGUAAUUGGGGUUUCUAUAUUUAAUGUACAAAUCAGUGAUACAUUUUGAGAGUGUUGCAUUUAAAUUUACCUGAUGUGAUACUGCCCUUUUUUGCUUAUUCAUGACCUCAGAUAAUACUUUAUACCAUUUUGAGAUAACAGAAGGUGUUAGGUAGAAGUAUUGGGUUGUAGAUAUUGUGCAAUCAGCUUUCUCUAUGCUCUCAGCUGGAAAAAAAAGAAGUUAGUAUUUUUUUUACCUCCCAAGUGCAUUUGUUAGCACAAAUACCAAUUCUGCCCUUCCUGUGUUAUCCAACAUAGGAUUUUAGCCAUCCAUGCCCUGCCUAAAUACCCAGGAGCUCUUGGCUGUCACUCUUAUUUUCAUACUGUUUUAUAUUUAAAUAAAUAACAAACCAACCCAAGUAGUGUAUGAAGUACAUGUAAAAGCAGAACUGUAAAUUUUGUGAGACAGAGUGAUGGAAAGUAUGGGCAAAGGGGAGAGAGAGGACUGCAGAGAAAUACUAUGCCAGUUUGCAUACCAGCUGGUUACUGGAAAAGGCAGGCUGACCUUUGGAGCUGUUUGCUCUUACUGCAUUUGACUCUGUGUUAAGGUGAGACAAUUAGGAAGCAGGUUCCUUCCACCAGUGGCUCUCAUGGAAACUGCACACCCUUAAACGUUUCUCUUUCCCAGCAGUGGGAGUUGUAGAGCGUUCGAACAAGGUGAUUAACACUUCUGCGACUUCCAGGAUUUACCUUAAGAGCUGAGAGUGCUCCCUGCGUAUGGAAUGUGUGUUUCUGUGCUGUGACUGAAGUAAAGAUAGUGUAGUUGGAAAAAAAGAAAAGAACCAAAAAGUUAUAUAGAGAAAUGUAUAGGAAAUAUAUUAUUGCAUAAUAUUAAACAUAAAGUGGGACUUCUUCUCUAAAAUCCAGGUGUCCAAUAUGUCGCUCAGCGUUUUGCCUUCUUAAAGCACAGGUGCUCUGCUUUUGAAGACCAUCAGCUCUUUAUAAAUCCUAACGAGGCAGUGGGAAUCUCCCAGUCUUUUGCCUUCUUAAAGCACUGGUGCUCUGCUUUUGAAGACCAUCAGAUCUUAGCAAAUCCUAACAAGGCAGUGGGAAUCUCCCAGUGUUGGAGGUGUCCUAGCCACAAGCAAACAAAAAGAAGCGAUUCCUGUUUGUUACGGUGGUCAUUCGUAUGGUGUUGAACGUUGCAUGUAUUUUAGCACAGUGGCAUGAAGCUUCUUUGCUUUAUAAAAGCAAAAAAAAUGUUCAGCUGGGAUUGUUCCUUAUGGUGCUGUGUUGCUUUACAAAGCUUUUGUCACUGCUUUCAUCGUUCUCCUUGUUGGAAGCAAAGACUGUUUCUGACACUUGGCUGGUGUGUGGUGCGAGGGACGUUAGUUCUGUGCUGACUUUGGGGGUAUUUCUGAAACACUAUUAACAAAGGUAGGAAAAGAAGGAAAGUUCUUUCAGAGGCUUCCAGGGGACUCCCACCACAUGAAACACUGGAACAGGUUGCCCAGGGAGGUUGUGGCUGCUCCCUCCCUGGAGGUGUUCGAGGCCAGGUUGGACGAGGCUUUGAGCGACCUGUUCUGGUGGGAGGUGUCCCUGCCUAUAGUGGGGGGUUGGAACUAGAUGAUCUUUGAGGUUCCUUCCAACCUAAACCACUCUAUCAUUCUGUGGUUCUAUGUUGGGGUAGACUGGAGUCACAUUCUUUCAUCAUGUCAUUGUAACCUCAUAAGCUGUUACCAGCCUGGUUCUUCGAAGGCUGUGCAGUGUGGGCUGUUAUUUCAGUACCAAGACCUGGUUGUGUUACAUGUAAUACCAAGCACUGCCAUUGUCUUUUUGCCAACUGGAACCAGGCAAACAAUCCAUAAUGUAUACAUGAACUGGUUUGUGCUGCUUACCAUCUGGCUACAGAUUGCAAUGGAUGCAGUUUCUCAGUAUUCGUAGAUGGUUGCUAUCCACAAAUAAUUUCCUGUGUGCUGUUUCUUCUUCUGUGCUCUUGGAAGUGGUUUGAUCUAUUUUAUUCAGGCCAAAAUAACAUGUUCUGCAGCACCUGCCAUCAGCCUUAGGACACAGGUGCUUGGGAUAUGAAUUCAGGGCUUGCUUGCUGUGAGUACUCCACAGUAUACUUAUUAAAGACAUGAAAGUUGAGCAGAAGACCCUGCUUGCUCUCAGGCUGCAGAAGCACUGGGAAGAAGUGGUGCAGGCUUCUGAGCUCCUCCAAAUUGGCUUUCACUAGAUGGCUAGUGAACAUGUGACUGGAUGUUCAUAGAGGGGAGAAGAGCUGGGUGUUAGCGACACAAUAUGGGCUGAAACAGCCACAAAUACUCUCCAGUUACACUUCAUCCCAGUGCUAUUUAGCAAGCACAUUAACAAGGGCAGGCAAUGGUUUAUUCAAGCAGCAUUCUACCCAGGUUGGAAGCCAGGUCAUCUCCUGUCACCUGAACCUUGGUUGUUGUGUGUGGGUGGAACAUGAAAGCAAUGGAUAAUGUUAGGAAGCCCAGGUGCACGUGCACACAGUCAGUACCCUGGGGCCAUCUGAAUUGGUGCCUGCUUGAAGAUGGCCAUGUAACUCCUCUGUGUAUUGCCACAUACAACUGCAAUUCAAUAAAGUCUGUGGAAAAUACCAAA
Molecule: messenger RNA, 6229 nt
Organism: Pogoniulus pusillus (Red-fronted tinkerbird)
Lineage: Eukaryota; Metazoa; Chordata; Aves; Piciformes; Lybiidae
Gene: PPFIBP1
Product: PPFIA binding protein 1
Exons: 30
Coding region: 299-3412 (1037 amino acids)
Biological process (GO): neuromuscular junction development
Cellular component (GO): presynaptic active zone
Molecular function (GO): protein binding
Source: RefSeq, a predicted model, not a curated record